GGAAGAACCAACAGGUCUCACUAGAGCACUAAAAUAUUAUCUGUGUUUCUGCAACACUGACAUCAAGAAUCAAGAGUGGAUGAAGAGUUUAACUGUAUCUGUUCUCUAAGAAACACCUUCUAAAGAAUAUAGCUGAGGAAGAAGCUGCUACGCUCCACCUACAUAAAGAACCACAUAUGAGGAGGAGACAUUAAUCAGACAGUUGAUGCUACGUUUGUCUUUCAGAGGAACUUAGACAGAGACUUUGAGAGUUUACAGCCUGAGAACAAGACAUAGAAAACAAGAGAAGGAAACACAAUGGUUGAAUUUAAAUCAUUUCAGAUGUUUUUGAUCCUGAUGAUUCCAUUUGCAGCAGCAGUGACUCAACAUUAUUCCAAGAUCAUUGUCAGAGCUGGAGAUGAAGCUACUUUAUCUUGUGAAGAUGUGAAAGAUCUCCCUGAUAAAUGUCACAGUACUACAUGGAUCUUCAACUACUUAACAACUGGACCAACAGUAACACUGUUUGAAUAUGGACAGAUUCAGAGAGAAGCUGCAGCUAAAUCGUACAGACUGAGUGUUACGGAGAAAUGUUCUCUGGUUAUAGAGAAGGUCACAGAUGAGGAUGUUGGUCGCUACACCUGCAGACAGUUUGAUGAAGGACAAACAGUUACAGACUCUCAGGUUGAUCUGACUGUUAUUAAAAGAGACAACGUAGCAACAACAACAACAACUAAAUUACCAACAACAACAACCAAAAGAACAACUAAAGCAACAACCAGACCAACAACAAUCAAAGCAACAACUAAAGCAACCAAAGCAACAACCAGACCAACAACUAAAGCAACCAAAGCAACAACCAGACCAACAACAACUAAAGCAACCAAAGCAACCUCCAGACCACCAACAACUAAAGUAACCAAAGCAACCUCCAGACCAACAACAACAACAGACCCAGCAGCAGGAGAAACAAGCCUAAAUGCAGAUCUCCUGAAGGUGCUGAUCCCUGUAGCUGUUGUUUCAGCAGCACUCUUGAUCAUCAUUGUGGCAGUCAUCAGAUGGAAGGGAGCUAAAGGGAACAACACCCAGUUGGACGACAACACUGCUGAUCCUCCAGAUGGUGUUUCCUACGCCUCCAUCCGCUACAAGAAGAAGACCAAGAGUAAAGUCCGGGUUCAGGGUGAAGAUGAUAUGGUGACCUACAGCACUCUCAACACUUCCACUGGGAUCAGCCUCCACUGAUCCCAGGAAGCUCUACACCUCCAUCAACAAGACCAACACAUGAGAGGCCACAGUGUAGCUACAUCUCUCUCUCUUCAAGUUUCUGAUUACUUCUGGUUAGAAGUGAGCUGGUGUAUAUUUAGCUCUCCAUGUCACAUGGUUCAUUGACUCUGCUCUUGAUGUAAACAUUCCAGAUUGGACACAUCUUUAUUUUUGUAUCCCUGAUCUUGUUGUUAACCCGUUCCCUUCCAGUUGAGGUUUAUUUGUGGGAGGGUUUUCUUUGCAUCUCAAAACGUAUUUAAAAAAAAGUUGUAAUUUAUCUUGAUAAUGUGUUAUUGGUAUUCUGGCAUACAGUGGGCUUACCAACACUGAGCUUCUUACUAUGAUACUGCUGUAAAUUUUAAAUACAAUAUAACAAUGUUUAGUCCUCAUUUUUUGAUUAAUUGUAUGAAUACUUUAUUAACUGCUGUAAAACCUUGUUGUCCAAAAGGUGGUGAAGUAGAUUCAGGGUGUCAGACUCUCAAAAGUAGAGUCAUGUGGCUGAUUGCUGUAUGGAAAACAUAUUAUUAUUGUAUAUAUUAUUACAGUGCAUUUUCCAAAAUAAACUUACUUUCAGUAGUUUAACUCUUCUAAAUUUUUUUCUUCUUCUUAUAAUUAUACUCUUUUUAAAUGUAUAUCUGUUAUUGUUUAACAUGUAAUAAGUUGAGGAUGAGGUAGAAAGUGUAAAAACACAGAUGUGACAUGACUUCUUAGUUGGUUAUCACCCUUAAGAGUCAUUUAUUCAACAGCAGGAAAGGGGUUGAUGAUUUGUUGUACAGUUUGAGGAGAAAUCAGGUAGUUUUCAUGCUUAAUUCAGAUGUAUUUAGAAAUCAUUUAUGUUUGAUGCAUUUUGUGUUAAAAAAAUUAGUGUUGAAAAAGUGAAAUUAAUAAAGAAAAUCAGUGCUCUGCU
Amphiprion ocellaris (clown anemonefish) is the source of this 2146-nucleotide messenger RNA. RefSeq names its product T-cell immunoglobulin and mucin domain-containing protein 2-like. The record is from RefSeq and is a predicted model, not a curated record. Gene Ontology annotation, molecular function: MHC class II protein binding; protein tyrosine kinase binding. Lineage: Eukaryota; Metazoa; Chordata; Actinopteri; Pomacentridae. Bases 298 to 1218 code for a protein of 306 amino acids. Gene Ontology annotation, cellular component: external side of plasma membrane; membrane raft. Gene Ontology annotation, biological process: T cell activation; positive regulation of ERK1 and ERK2 cascade; interleukin-15-mediated signaling pathway. The transcript is spliced from 8 exons.